CAAAAAUAAAGGGAUGGAGUAUCAGCCACGUGUGCUAAAGAAGAUCACAAGCCAAAGUUAUGGCACAGGUUGAAGUUGAAGUUGAAGCAGCUUGGUUGUUCAUCUUAAAAACGCAACAACGUAGGAUUACUGCAAAAUAAGGAAGGAAGCAACUAGCAAGUGAUAUAAAUAUAAUUGAGGAGCUGAUUAGAUUAGAGAUAUCAGAGGUAGCAGUAGCUUGUUGUCCUGAACCAGAUAGAAGAAGCAAUAAAGAAAGAAAGAAGAUAAGGAUGGCGUUUCUGUCGUCCUCAGCUUCAAACUUGCUGGGAACCAAAGUCCUAAUAUCGCCCCCAACUCCGAAAACAACGAAAUUGAGCUCCGCAAGAACAAGCAAGCUCAUCAACGCACAAAACCUGCCACAGCAACCACAACCACAAUGGAAGAAAUCACUGCCUGCUCUCACCGCCCUCUUCAUCUCCUCCCUAUCCCCACAACCACAAGCCAUCGCCGUAGACAACGCAGGGCCCCCAACCGUCAUCGAGGCCCAGCAGCCCAGCACCCAGAAUCCCUCUCCAUUCUCUCAGAACCUUCUCCUCAACGCCCCCAAACCCCAGGCCCAGGCCUCGUCGGACCUCCCCGAGGGCUCCCAGUGGCGUUACAGCGAGUUCCUCAACGUCGUCAAGAAGGGCAAGGUCGAGAGGGUCAGGUUCAGCAAGGACGGCUCCGCCCUCCAGCUCACCGCCGUCGACGGCCGCCGCGCCACCGUCAUCGUCCCCAACGAUCCCGAUCUCAUCGACAUCCUCGCUAUGAACGGCGUCGACAUCUCCGUCUCCGAGGGCGACUCCGGCAACGGCCUCUUCAACUUCAUUGGCAACCUCCUCUUCCCCUUCCUAGCCUUCGCAGGCCUCUUCCUCCUCUUCCGUAGGGCCCAGGGUGGCCCCGGGGGCCCAGGCGGCCUCGGAGGCCCCAUGGACUUCGGCCGCUCAAAGUCCAAGUUCCAGGAGGUCCCCGAAACCGGCGUCACCUUCGCUGACGUCGCAGGCGCUGACCAAGCCAAGCUGGAAUUGCAGGAAGUUGUUGAUUUUCUCAAGAACCCUGACAAGUACACCGCUUUGGGUGCUAAGAUCCCAAAAGGGUGUCUUCUGGUGGGGCCACCUGGAACCGGGAAGACCCUUCUGGCUCGGGCGGUUGCCGGUGAGGCCGGAGUACCGUUCUUCUCUUGCGCGGCUUCGGAGUUCGUGGAGCUGUUUGUUGGGGUUGGUGCUUCCCGCGUGAGGGAUUUGUUUGAGAAAGCCAAGUCAAAGGCGCCGUGCAUUGUUUUCAUUGAUGAGAUUGAUGCCGUGGGGAGGCAGAGAGGGGCUGGUCUCGGAGGCGGGAACGAUGAGAGGGAGCAGACCAUUAACCAGCUCUUGACGGAGAUGGAUGGCUUCUCUGGUAAUUCCGGUGUCAUUGUUUUGGCUGCUACCAACAGGCCCGAUGUCCUCGACUCUGCCCUGCUGCGGCCCGGCAGGUUCGAUAGGCAGGUUACUGUUGACAGGCCUGAUGUUGCUGGCAGAGUUAAGAUCCUUCAGGUACAUUCUAGAGGAAAGGCACUUGCAAAGGAUGUUGACUUUGAAAAGAUUGCAAGAAGAACCCCAGGAUUCACCGGGGCCGACUUGCAGAAUCUGAUGAAUGAAGCAGCUAUUCUUGCAGCAAGGCGUGACCUUAAGGAAAUAAGUAAAGAUGAGAUAUCUGAUGCCCUUGAGAGGAUCAUUGCUGGACCAGAAAAGAAAAAUGCAGUUGUUUCAGAUGAGAAGAAGAAAUUAGUAGCCUACCAUGAGGCUGGCCAUGCUCUAGUGGGUGCUUUGAUGCCCGAAUAUGAUCCCGUGGCGAAGAUUUCAAUCAUUCCUCGCGGCCAAGCUGGUGGUCUCACAUUUUUUGCUCCCAGUGAAGAGAGGCUUGAGUCUGGACUGUACAGUAGAAGCUACUUGGAAAAUCAGAUGGCAGUUGCUCUAGGAGGAAGUGUCUUCCUUCCUUAUGCCCUGCGUGUUCCGGGAAGCAUCAUCAUCCUCUCUAUCUCUCCUCGUGUAGUUUGGCAGGUUGCAGAAGAGGUAAUAUUCGGGGAGGAAAAUGUGACGACGGGAGCUUCAAAUGACUUCAUGCAAGUUUCAAGGGUGGCAAGGCAGAUGGUUGAGAGAUUCGGGUUCAGCAAGAAGAUUGGACAAGUUGCUAUUGGCGGCCCUGGUGGUAAUCCAUUCUUGGGCCAACAGAUGUCAACGCAAAAGGAUUACUCCAUGGCAACUGCCGAUGUUGUGGAUGCAGAGGUGAGGGAGCUAGUGGAAACAGCCUAUUCGAGGGCUAAGCAAAUCAUAACCACCCACAUCGACAUCCUUCACAAGCUUGCCCAGCUUCUCAUUGAAAAGGAAACCGUCGAUGGCGAAGAGUUCAUGAGCCUCUUCAUUGAUGGCCAAGCUGAGCUUUAUGUUGCCUAAGGCCCAACCUUGUUUCCCUACCAAUCAGCACAAAUCUUGUUCUUGUUUGUAUCAUAAGAGCAGUACACAUGUUUAACAAUUCGGUCAAUACACUUCAUCAUCAAAGCAAGAAGUCGAAAGUUAUAUAAAAUGGUUUAGAAGCAGAGACAUUUAUUUGUGGGAUGAAUGCGUCUGGAAAAGUUGUGCAUUGUCCUCCAUUCACACCCAGUUCAAUACAAAGAUUGCACUAUACAUUUUAGG
Arachis ipaensis is the source of this 2690-nucleotide messenger RNA. NCBI's taxonomy places the organism in Eukaryota, Viridiplantae, Streptophyta, Magnoliopsida, Fabales, Fabaceae. The record is from RefSeq and is a predicted model, not a curated record.